Molecule: messenger RNA, 2275 nt
Organism: Chlamydomonas reinhardtii
Lineage: Eukaryota; Viridiplantae; Chlorophyta; Chlorophyceae; Chlamydomonadales; Chlamydomonadaceae
Exons: 15
Coding region: 26-2053 (675 amino acids)
Molecular function (GO): peptidyl-prolyl cis-trans isomerase activity; protein binding
Source: RefSeq, a predicted model, not a curated record
UCUUCAAGUCGCAAAGCACGAAGCAAUGAAGCAGGAAGAGUUUUUAGCGUACUUGGCCGAACUGCGCUCCCUUCCACCUGAGGUUCAAUUAGAGCCCGAGCUUAAGCCACAACGAGUAAAACUUGACAAGAAAAUCAGGGAAGAGCAGGCUCUGGCCCAGGGCGCGGUGCUGUCCGCUGUGCUGGAGGAGGGGGACGGCGGGCCGUCACCAAAGGAGGGGGAUCUGGUGUACAUCCAGUACAGCAUCCGCGACCUGGAGGAUGACCUUCUGUACAGCACCCGCAGCGAGGAGGGCGGCAGCGGCCAGGCCUACGCCUUCCUGCUGGAGCGGGGCGUGCGGGUGCCGCGGGGCUGGGAGAUCGCCAUACAGGGCAUGAGCAAGGGCGCCCGGAGCGUGCUGCAGGUGAAGCCGGGCUACGGCUUUGCGCACCCCGACUGCGCCAUGCAGCCGCCCGUGCGCGACCUGCCCACCGACCAGCCGCUGCGCUACGACAUCAGCCUGCUCAACUGGUACCCAGCCGAGGGCGUGCACCAAUACGGCGCCGGCGAGGCGCUCAUUAAGCGGGCGCUGCGCGAGGGCACCGCGUGGGAGAGCCCCCGGCCGCCCUUCGAGGUGACUCUGCACCUGACCGCCAGCUGCCCCGCCUACGACGGCCUGCAGCUGACGGGGCAGCGCCUGUUCAGCAGCCGCGGCGAGGGCCGACAGCCGCUCAACCUGCAGCUGGGCAGGGGGCUGCUGCCGCCAGGUGUUGAGGAGGCUCUGUCCUUCAUGUCCAAGGGCGAGCUCGCCGCGUUCGUUGUGCCCGCCCGUACCAUGCGGCCCGCAGCAGCAGCAGCAACAGCCGCAGCAGGGCAAAGAGCCGGCGGCGGCGGCGGCGGCGGCGGCGGCGAUGACGACAGCAGCGGCGAGGACGGGGACUUGCUGUCGCCGGCGGCGCGUGGCUCGGGCGGCGGCGAGGAGCGGGGCAUGGAGGGGCGGGAGGCCGCGGCGAGCAGGUGCCUGGUGCCGCCGCCGCCGCCGCGGUGUGUGCAGGUGGAGCUGGAGGUGGAGCUCAUAUCCAUGGUGCAGGUCCGCGACAUGACGGGCACGGGCGAGGUGACCAAGAAGCGGUUGCGCGAGGGCACCGGCGACUUCCCCAUCGACUGCCCGCUCAACGACACCACAGUGCGCCUGCACUUCAAGGCGCGGCCCUUCACCGCCACAGCCACCGGCGGCGCAGCCACCACCACGACGGAAGCGGUGGCGUCCGUGGCGGCAGCGGCGGCGGCAGCGGGAGCUGGAGCGGGGGAGGUGGACGGCGGCGGGCCAUGGGUGUACGACUCGCGAGGGGAAGCGGGCGAGGCGGCGGAGCCGCUGGUUGCGGACACGGGGUGCGGCGAGCUGCCCGAGGGGCUGGAGAUGGCGUUGAAGCUGAUGGUGCCGGGGGAGGUUAGCCGGGUGGUGGCGGCGCCACGUUUCGCCUACGCCGGGCGUGAGGACUGCCCGGCGGGUGUGGGCGACGCCGCCAGCACCACAGUGGAGUUUGAGGUGGAGCUGGUGGACUUUGAGCGGGAGGGGCACUGGCAGAACCUGUCGUUUGAGGCGCGCUACACACUGGCAGAGCGGCUCAAGUCCAAGGGCAAUGACCUGUUCAAACGGGGGCAGCACAAAUUCGCGAGAGCCAGAUACGAGCGGCUGCUGCGGCUGCUGGACUCCACUCGGGACUUCGAGACGGAGGAGGAGGUGGCCAAGAUUGACGGGUACAAGGUGGCCACGCUCGGCAACCUGGCGCUGUGCCUGUCCCAGCUGACCGAGUACGCGGCCGCGGUGGCCGUUUGCGACAAGGCGCUCGAGUUUGAGCCCGAGAACGCCAAGAUGUGGUUCCGCAAGGGCAAGGCGCUCAGUCUCAAGGGCGACUAUGAGGAGGCCGCAGAAGUGCUGAAGCAGGCGCUGGAGUAUGAUCCCGGCUCCGAAAAGGACAUAAACGCCGAGAUUGCGGCCAACGCGGCCCGGCACCAGGCGGCGGUUCGGAAGCAAAAGAAAGACUUUGGGAGCUUCUUGAAGAAGCGGUAGCAACUUGCAUGGGACUACGGACUGCUUGUGUGCGUGACCGUGUCAGCGAGGGGCGCGUGGGCUAGUUCGGGGCAACGCGGGGGCGUUGGGGUGUUUGGGUGUGUGUGGAAGUGGAGGCGUCACCGGAGGAUGGGGCCCGGCAGAACAGGCUCGCUUGUAAUACUUUUCAGCAUGUACUGAACUGUCAUUUCACCAUGAACGGGCUUGUAAUUCGAGUACCUC